AUGUCCGCCAAGUCCAUCCUCGAGGCCGACGGCAAGGCCAUCCUCAACUACCACCUCACCCGGGCGCCCGUCAUCAAGCCCACUCCCCUCCCCAAGUCGGCCACACACAACCCUCCUCCCAGAUUGGCAUCCCUCUACUUCCCCGAGGAUGCUGACGUGAACGCUGUCUUGGACCAGGCCGAGGUCACCUACCCGUGGCUGCUCCAGGACGGCGCCAAGUUCGUCGCAAAGCCUGAUCAGCUGAUCAAGCGCCGAGGCAAGAGCGGUCUCCUGGCCCUGAACAAGACCUGGCCUGAGGCCAAGGCUUGGGUUGCUGAGCGUGCCAGAAAGGUCCAGCAGGUCGAGCACGUCAAGGGUGUUCUCAGCCAGUUCCUCGUCGAGCCUUUCGUUCCUCACCCCGAGGGCACCGAGUACUACAUCAACAUCAACUCCGUGAGAGAUGGCGACUGGAUUCUCUUCACCCACGAGGGUGGUGUUGAUGUCGGUGAUGUUGAUGCGAAGGCUGAGAAGCUGUUGAUUCCCGUCGAUCUUUCAGAGUUCCCCUCGAAUGAGGAGAUCGCAGCAAACCUGUUGAAGAAGGUUCCCAAGGGUGUUCACAAUGUCCUCGUUGACUUCAUCUCGCGCCUGUACGCCGUCUAUGUCGACUGCCAGUUCACCUACCUUGAGAUCAACCCCUUGGUCGUUAUCCCCAACGCAGACGCCACAUCGGCCGAGGUGCACUUCCUUGACUUGGCCGCCAAGCUUGACCAGACUGCCGACUUCGAGUGUGGUGUGAAGUGGGCUAUUGCUCGUUCGCCUGCUGCCCUGGGUCUUGCCGCUGUUGCCAGCGCUGGAAGCAAGAUCAGCGUCGACGCCGGCCCGCCCAUGGAGUUCCCUGCUCCCUUCGGCCGUGAGCUUUCCAAGGAGGAGGCCUACAUCGCAGAGUUGGAUGCCAAGACCGGUGCAUCGCUCAAGCUCACCGUUCUGAACCCCAACGGCCGUAUCUGGACCCUGGUUGCUGGUGGUGGUGCCUCCGUUGUCUACGCUGACGCCAUUGCGUCGGUUGGUUUCGCUGAUGACCUCGCCAACUACGGUGAAUACUCCGGUGCUCCUACCGAGUCGCAAACUUUCCACUACGCCCGCACCGUUCUGGACCUCAUGCUCCGUGCACCUCACAGCGACAAGGGCAAGGUCCUGUUCAUCGGUGGUGGUAUUGCCAACUUCACCAACGUCGCUUCUACCUUCAAGGGUGUCAUUCGUGCCCUGCGCGAGUACUCGAAGCAGCUUCAAGAGCAAGACGUCAAGGUCUGGGUCCGUCGUGCUGGUCCUAACUACCAGGAGGGUCUCAAGAACAUGAAGGCUGCCACGCAAGAACUGGGUCUUGAUGCCAAGAUCUUCGGCCCUGAGAUGCACGUUUCUGGCAUCGUUCCUCUGGCUCUGCUCCCUGGCAAGUGGGAGGAGGCCCAGAAGCUCGGUCUUCAUGAGUUCCAGGGAUAA
Messenger RNA from Neoarthrinium moseri, 1476 nucleotides. RefSeq lists its product as uncharacterized. NCBI's taxonomy places the organism in Eukaryota, Fungi, Ascomycota, Sordariomycetes, Amphisphaeriales, Apiosporaceae. The record is from RefSeq and is a predicted model, not a curated record. The coding region runs from base 1 to 1476 and encodes 491 amino acids. The transcript has 2 exons.